AAACAUAGUUCCACACGGUGUUUGUAUCCAGAGAGCGGCGAGCAGCACCGACUUCCGGGUCAACGAGAAGUUCUGUUUGGACCUGGUCAGAAAGAGGCGUUUUUCUUCUAAUCUCAGUGAUGACGUGGACAUAUAGCCUCUCAGUGGUGGUCUUGACCGGCCUUGAUUUAAAAUCUGGAGUCCGCCCAGUCCGAGACGGAGGCAAGGUCCAGAGACUAUGACGGCUUUGUGUCCUCCCUCCUCCUCCCAGAGGAGGCGCGGCGCUCCUCUUUGGCUCUGAGAGCCUUCAAUGUGGAGCUGGCACAGGCAGGUAAAGGACUCAGUUUCCCAGAAGACCAUUGGUUUGAUGCGAAUGCAGUUCUGGAAGACGGCCAUAGAGGAAAUCUACAGAGACGAUCCACCGAAUCAGCCGGUCAGCGCCGAGCUGUGGAGGGCGGUGAGGAAACAUUACUUGACGAAGAGAUGGCUGCUGAGGAUCAUAACAGAGAGAGAGAAAGAUCUGGAAGACCGAGCGUACAGAAACCUGCAGGAGCUGGAGACGUACUCAGAGAACACACAGUCGUCCCUGAUAUACCUGCUGCUGGAGUGUUUAGGUGUGAAAGACGUCCAUGCCGACCACGCGGCGAGUCACAUCGGUAAAGCUCAUGGAAUCGUGACGUGUCUGAGAGCGACUCCUCAUCACAGCAGCCGACGGAAAGUCUACCUCCCCAUGGACGUCUGCAUGCUGCACGGAGCUUCUCAGGAGGACUUCAUCCGAGGCAGCCGGGAGCAGAACGUCCGAGACGUGGUGUACGACAUCGCCAGUCAGGCUCACGUCCAUCUACAACACGCGCGAUCAUUUAGCUCCAAGAUCCAAGGAGCUGCGACUCCGGCCUUCCUUCAAACAGUGGUGUUGGAGGACUACUUGCAGAGAGUAAGGAGGGCGGAUUUUGAUGUUUUCAACCCCAGUCUGCAGAAGAGAAACCCCCUGCUCCCCCUUCAGCUUUACUUCCGGUCUUGGAAGAACACCUACUGACAUCAGACCUCCUCCUCCAUCUCGCUCUUUCUGCAGCGAGUCCAGUUCGUCUCCUUCCCUCUGGAGGCCGCACCGCUCACCAGAGACUGAACCUCUCUGAAGACCACUUUGUAACAGGUCGAUAACGAAAACCCUAAACUGUUCAGAACCACACAGGUCUGCCACUGAAGUCUGCCUUUUUUCCUUAAUCAUUUACUAACAUCCACAAAUCACACCAGAGACACCAGCUGUCGUUUCUCAACCUCUGGCUCACACUGCAGCUUUGGUCCUCAAAUAUUCAGCAGAAAGAGAUCACAAUCUUUUAUACUCUACUCCUGGUUAUACAGUAUAUUGACCAGAUGUUUGAUGCAAGAUUAAACUGAAAUAUUGGUCCUGUAUUUGUAUGUGAAAAACAUUGUGGCACGUUUAAGAUGAAGUCUGAAAGGAUUAGAAAUGGAAACAUCGGACAGAUUUUAAACCAACAAAUUAACUUUUGACCUAUUCUGCUGAUCCGGCAUCUUAAAACUCAUAAACGUAUGUUGGAGUAAUCCCAGGAUGAGUCUGCAGAGGGCGCUAAACGGCUUGUUCUGCAAAUCACGCAAUAGAUCCCCGAUAUGAAACCAAGAAUUCCACCAGACGGCUUCAAGCCUCUAGGUAAGCCGCUGAAAACUCUUUCAUAGACUCUCUUCUCCGAGCACUGGAGAGCAGCCCUCCUCUGGCAACCCUGCAGCGUUCAGCCCAUCUGGAAGGUUUCCAGAGAUCUGACCAAUCAGAAUAAAGUGGGCACAUGGGGAGGGGGGGCCUUAAAGAGACAGCAGCUGAAAUAUUUGUUUCUUUCCGAGACUGAAAUGAGGGUUUUUAGGGUCGCCCGUAUCUGAUGAAUAAGUUCUAAUUGAUUUGGACGAUUUUGUUCAAACAUGCGUCCCACAUGGACAAUGUGUGGAAACAAUCAGGAGUGCAGUAAAAUGUUUCGCAGGGUCUUUACUGUCCCCUCUGCAAUAAUGUGACACAGUAUGGUGGAGAAGUUGCUGCACAGUCACACUGGGUUGCUAUAGUAACAGUCAGAAUUGCCUUAUCCAUUACAUUGGUGCAGCGAGCCACAAUUGUAUCAUUUGUAAAAAAAAUUGCUUCCCAUAUUUCACCAAAAACAAAGAUCCAGAUCUUCUAAAAAAAUAAAUAAAUGAAAGUAGUUUCAGGAUGUUUUUUAUGAACAUUUUUUGGUUGGUGAGGAUUUUUUUAUCCUUCCGUUUGUUUUUCCUCUUUUCUCUUCUUGGAGCUGAAUAUGGCUGCAGAGGAAAACUCGUACAAGAGCUCUGACACACAUCAUUUCAGCCACCGACUGCAGAGAGGCAUUCAAGUAUCCAAUCAAUGGACAAACAGAAUCAUGAUAAGAGGAAGAUUUUCAUGCAGACUGCAUAGAAACAAGGGUGUUUUUUAAAAGUCUUUGCACUCGAUAGAAGUCAGCAUGUUGAGAGCUGUUGUCAUUUCAAUGCAACCUAAGAAAAACAGUUGAGCAGCUCUUGUCAGUGGCAGCACAGACACACAGGAAUAAUAAUAAUAAUGUAAAUACAAUGUUAAAAACAAUGAAGCUAAUGUCUGCAGUCUUUGGGUUGGGGGCGGUGGGUGAAUUUCACUUCCUGUGGAAAAAAAACGUUCCUCAGUCUGUUGGUGUUUAGAUUGUCCUGUAUCUCCUUCCAGAGGGGAGCGAGGCAGAAGAGAAAGUCUCCAGGGUGGGGUGGGGUCUUUUAUAAUACAGCGAGUGUUUACAUCACUCGCUCUGCCGCCCCUCACCACUCGCUGUAGGACCCUCCUGUCCUCUGCUGUGCAGCAGUCGAUCAGGAGGCUUUCACCGGUGGCUCGAUGGUUUGAAGUUUCCUUCUGCAGCCAAUUGUGUAUGUCUGUCAUUGUGUCCAUUAGUGUGUCUUUGAUCUGAGAUAAAUCUGAUCUACAAAGUCUGAGAACUGAGGCCCGAUGGAGAGCAGAACACUUUGUCUCACACUGAGGCUGGAAAAACACACAGGAGGUUGAGAAACGAUCAUGUUGGAUUUUUUAGGACCAAUCACACUGAAGCAGUUUGUUCUGAUUUAAUAUGAAACACAGUCACACAUCAUGUCUGCUUGUUAGCAUCUGAAGGAUCAAAUGAAAGCAGAAUCUUUAAAUAAAGAGAGAAUCAAUGAGA
This is a messenger RNA of Labrus bergylta (ballan wrasse), 3173 nucleotides long. It is a transcript of the gene ndufaf6, whose product is annotated as NADH:ubiquinone oxidoreductase complex assembly factor 6. Gene Ontology annotation, cellular component: mitochondrion. Gene Ontology annotation, biological process: biosynthetic process; mitochondrial respiratory chain complex I assembly. The record is from RefSeq and is a predicted model, not a curated record. NCBI's taxonomy places the organism in Eukaryota, Metazoa, Chordata, Actinopteri, Labriformes, Labridae.